Messenger RNA from Aureobasidium subglaciale EXF-2481, 330 nucleotides. RefSeq lists its product as uncharacterized. Bases 90 to 272 code for a protein of 60 amino acids. The transcript has a single exon. Lineage: Eukaryota; Fungi; Ascomycota; Dothideomycetes; Dothideales; Saccotheciaceae. The record is from RefSeq and is a predicted model, not a curated record.
UGGUGAGGAUGGUGUCCCGAUGAAUAAGCUCAUGGAACUGACUGUCUACACAAGCCCCAUGACACGUUGUUCCUACAGAUGAUGUCUGAAUGUACGGUGUACAGCCAUUAGCGGAGACAGUCGUGUCAAGGGCGAGAGCGACAACCGUUAUCAUUCGAAUGACACAUUCUAUUCGUAAGGCUGCCGUAACACUUUUUAUUCUAAUGCCGAACGCUAUGAUAGUGAAAUACUGUGGUGUGCCAUAUGCAAAUGCUUUUUUACUCUUCAGAUAGCUGGAAUCAUCUCCGCGAUCUUUUGUCUGUCAUGAAUCUCGUGAAAUUAAAUCGUUAU